Messenger RNA from Ipomoea nil (Japanese morning glory), 1188 nucleotides. Its product is annotated as helicase-like transcription factor CHR28. Bases 1 to 1188 code for a protein of 395 amino acids. The transcript has 4 exons. Lineage: Eukaryota; Viridiplantae; Streptophyta; Magnoliopsida; Solanales; Convolvulaceae. The record is from RefSeq and is a predicted model, not a curated record. Gene Ontology annotation, molecular function: ATP-dependent chromatin remodeler activity; metal ion binding; ATP binding.
AUGGGGUUCAAGUUAAAGACAUAUGUUGUUAUCUGUUGUGAUGAUUCUAGUGAAGACGACGAAGAUGAAGCAAAACAACCGGCGGUUGAAGAUGAUGAUGAUGAGCAAAAGAAUGGUGAAAGAUAUGGACUUUCUUCUCAAUUUUCUAAUUACAAAAAGCUGAAAAACACAUAUGUUAAAAAGAAGGGGAAAAAGGGUAGGAAUGGAAUUGAUACAGAUGAUUUUGAUCCUAGUUGUGGUACACUUGCUAGAGUGAGUUGGUUUAGGGUUAUUUUGGAUGAGGCUCAAACUAUAAAAAAUCAUACAACACAAGUGGCCAGAGCCUGCUGCAGUCUUAGAGCGAAAAGAAGGUGGUGCUUGUCUGGAACACCUAUACAAAAUUCCAUUGACGAGCUAUUCAGUUACUUCAGAUUUCUAAGACACGAUCCCUAUGCUGACUACAAAACAUUUUGUAGUGGUGUCAAGUACCCAAUAGCUAUGAACUUGAUACAAGGUUACAAGAAGCUUCAAGCAAUCUUGAGGGCCAUUAUGUUGCUCCGAACAAAAGGUACAUUGAUUGAGGGCCAGCCAAUUAUAAACUUACCACCAAAAACUAUACAUUUGAAAAAGGUGGCUUUCUCUGCUGAGGAGCGUGAUUUCUAUAACAGGCUAGAAGCUGCAUCUCGCUCACAAUUUAAGGUGCCUUUCUAUUUUCCUGUCCAUGUAUUAAAAUGUGAAUGUUGUGCUAAAUUAUUAAAUUUUACUAUUGUCUUCCCGUUGUUUUUAAUUGAUAUGAAGGAUAGGGAUCCACCCAAAUAUGCUGUUGUCACUUUGUGCAAACAUGUCUUCUGCUAUCAAUGUGUAUCUGAGUAUUUGACUGGGGAAGAUAAUACUUGUCCUACUCAUGGAUGCAAAAAACAACUUCAUGCUGAUAUUGUAUUUUCAGAGGCUGUCCUUAAAAGAUGCACUUCUGAUAAUCUGGAUAAAGAUCCUCUGAAUUUAUCUGUAUAUGAUGAUAAAUCUAUAAUGGGGAAAAAGUAUUGUUCUUCCAAAAUCAGGGCUUGUCUUGAAAUUCUUAAUUCAUUUUGUAAAUUAGAAGAUUCCAGCUCAGAUUCUGAUAUCUUGGUCCAAUCGAAUGGGGAAACCUCAUCUAUUGAAAACAAAAACUCAGUUCCACACUCAGUGGACGGGCAUGUUGGACCUAGUUGA